Molecule: messenger RNA, 4420 nt
Organism: Parasteatoda tepidariorum (common house spider)
Lineage: Eukaryota; Metazoa; Arthropoda; Arachnida; Araneae; Theridiidae
Product: nose resistant to fluoxetine protein 6
Molecular function (GO): acyltransferase activity, transferring groups other than amino-acyl groups
Source: RefSeq, a predicted model, not a curated record
CGCCAACAAAGCACCUAUGCAAUCAUUUUUCUCUUCCCUUAUUUUUUUACUACCACGACGUCAACAUUUUAUAUGAUAAAAGUCAAUUCUUUUUUAACUGUGUCACCGAACUUGUGGCCUUGUAGAAUGCCACUAUAAUUGAUUCACCGGCGUACGCAAAUCUCACAAAUAAAAAGGAAACGAUUCCGAACAUUACAUUAAACGAUUUGUUCCUCCAGCUACUUGAAUACCGCAGGUGAACAUUUUUUAAGUACGCGGGAAGAAAAAGAAAACGAUACUCUAAUAAAAGUGAAAAUGAUAUCGAAUCCGAAAGUGGUGUUCUCUGCGGUGAUUUCCUGUUUGUUGUUUGUUUUGGGGGAAGCCCUUCCGCCUCAUUCACCUAGUUUUCAUUUCAAAGAAUCUCUGAUUCAGAAUUUGACAUCGUCGUACGCUUCGUUUUUAGAUGAUGUAUAUAAUUAUUUAACCGUUUCAAAUGUAACAGAAGAAUGUCGUCUGCAUAUGAAAGAGAUUCAGAACUUAGCGAAUUUUGGUGAUCCAAAUGCUUUGAAAAUUUUCGAUGCUAGUGGAAAACCAUCUAGUGGCAUUUUGGAAGGAAGCGUUCAUUUUAUAGGAUACUAUUCAGAAUGUGUGAAUACCAUUGUUAAGGUGGAGAAGAAUUUCCUCAGGGGACAGUACUGUCUGCUUAAUUUGAACGUCUCAGGAUACGAACAAAGGAUUUUGCCCAAUCCUUCAUGGGAAGUUAUGAAAAAGGCGACCAAGCCUCCUACAAUCGGUAUUUGUAUACCGCUAUCAUGUUCAGUGAAUGAUAUCAAAUUUGCCACUGAUGCCAGCCUUUCCAACAAUUUCGGAGAUAUUCAGGGUACAAUUGAAGUUUGUCACACUCAUACGAAAGGUUUUUCAAAAGAUAUUUCUGCAAUAUUCUUUAUGAGCUUUCAGAUUUUCGUCAUAGCCGUUGUCAGUCUUGCUACAGUAUAUGACUACUAUUUAAAUUGGAGGAAAAGAAAAGUAAUCGAAACGUUAGCAGCCAAAAGCGUGUCUACAGAGUUACUUUUUGAUCAACGGCCAGAUCCAAAUGAACCGAGCUCUACAAUGCAGUAUCUGCUGGCGUUUUCACUGUACACUAAUACACCGAAAAUAUUUUCUGUGAAAGAGCGUGACAACAUAGCCUGCCUCCAUGGUCUCAGAUUCCUCAGCAUGGCCCUCAUUAUUUUCGGACAUUCUUUCUCUUUUGCCGGAUCCGUCUUAUAUGUUCGAAAUCCAGGAAUGGCUUCUGAUGCCCCAAAAGAUUUUGUUAACCAGAUAUUUGCAAAUGGAACAUUCGCUGUUGACACUUUUUUCUUUAUGAGUGGCCUUUUAGUAUGUUAUGCUGGAAUUAAAACCCUGGAAACGGCUAAAAAGAAGUGGUCGUGGAUGUUGGUUUUCUAUGUUCACAGAUAUGUAAGACUGGCUCCCUUAAUGAUGGCUGUCGUAUUUAACUGCGCCUUUCUUCUGAGAUAUUUCAGUUCAGGUCCUAACUGGUUAAACAGUAUCGUGAUGUAUGAUGCGUGGUGUCGUAAGCAGUGGUGGGUGAAUGCUCUUUUUAUUCAAGAUUUCUACAACACCAAUGAAAUGUGUCUCAGCCACACUUGGUAUUUGGCUGCGGAUAUGCAAAUGUACCUUGUAUCUCCGUUAAUACUCAUUCCACUUGUCUGGAACUUGAAAGCUGGAAUCGCUGCAAUGAUUGCAUUUCUUCUCGCCACCACCAUUGCCACAGGAGUCAUCACAGCUCAGAAUCAUUAUCCUGCAAUUCCAUAUAUCAACAACGUUGUGCCUUUAGACUUGGUGAAUGAGUAUUACAAGAACGUGUACAUAAAACCAUAUUGCAGAAUGGGACCUUUCAUUGUUGGAAUGGCUAUCGGAUAUUUCAUGUAUAAGAAAAAGGAAUGCGUCCUUAAUAAAUCACUGGUAGUAGUAUGUUGGCUACUCAGCAUAGGAUCUGGAUUGACUAUCAUAUACCUCAUGUGGCCUGCUAAUCAAGGUAUCCUGCCGACCAAUGCCGAAGCAGCUGCCUACAGUGCAUUGGCCAGAACUGCUUGGGGUGUCUGUCUAGCCUGGCUUGUUUUUGCCUGCUACUAUGGAUAUGGAGGUAUCGUCAAUACAAUUCUAUCGUGGUCUUUGUGGGUCCCAGUUAGUCGUUUAACAUUUCCAGCAUAUCUCAUUCAUCCAGUAAUAAUAAGUGCCGUUUAUGGUUCUAUCGAAAGCCCAAGAGAAUUCUCUUUGGAUUUUAUGCUGUAUAUGUUCAUAGGACAUAUGUUCCUUACAUAUGUACUAUCACUAGUCUUAUCACUACUAUAUGAAUCACCUUUUGUAGUCAUGGAGAAGAUCUUACUUAGACCCAAAAAGAAACCCAAAGAAGAAGAUGCAUGUGUGAAUCAUAAUUACAGGCAAUAGUGAAGCCUGUACCAGUGUCUCCCACAAACAUUUCAAAUAUGAUAGAUUCUCAUCAUCACAAUCAUAGUUGAUCCACGUAUCCUACAAACAUUUUAAAUUCAUCAAAAUUUGUCAUAUAUCUUCAUGCCAUCACAAUCCAAGGGAAUCUGUGUCUUUCAAAAACUUUUUGUAACCAAAAUUGAUUACAUUUCAUAAUGUCGUCUCAAAAGCGAUCUGUGUCCUUAAAGCGGUCACUUUACAUCAUAAUCAAAAGAUGAUCUGUGUCUUCCAGAAACAUUUUAGGAUCAAAAGUGAUUAGAUUCCAUCCAAACAAAGAUCACCUGCUUCCAGAAACUUCUCAUAAUCAAUUUCAUCAGGACAUCAAACCAUCACAGCGGAAAUCCGCAAAUUCCAGAAACUUUUUAUAAUCAAAAUUGAUCUCAUUUCAACAUAAAUAAAAGGGAUGCGUCUCCCAGACACAUUUUAUAACCAAAACUGAUUACAUUUAAUUUAAUUAAAGGAGAUCUGUCUUCCAGAAACUUCUCAUAGUCAAUUUUUCAGGACAUCAAACGGGAUCUAUCUUCCAGAAGCUUUUUAUCAUCAAAAUUGAUCACAUUUCAUCAUAAACAACGGGUACCUGUCUUACAGAAACAUUUUAUAACCAAGACUGAUUAUAUUCCAUUCAAACAAAAGAGAUCUCCUGCUUCCAGUAACUUCUCAUAAUCAAUUUCAACCACACAUCAAAGUAUCACAAUGGGGAGAUAUUUUGCAGAAUCUUUUUUUAUAAUCAAAAUUGAUUAUAUUUCAUCAUGCUAUCAAAAACUUACAAAGUAUAUUUUGAAUCAUGACAUAUAACUGAAAACCUUGCCAAUUUUAAUGGAGCAUACCGGGAAAUAUACAAAUUGUAGACUACAAUCAUGGCUCUUUAUAAUCCUUGUCAAAAGAGCAUAAAAUAAUAAAUGUCCUGAGUUAGGAGUCUCAAAUAACAUUUAGAAGACAAAAACGUUAUUAAAAUCAGAUUUUACUCUAUGGAAAAAAGUAAAUAAAAGUACAAAGAUCAGUUUAAUAUAUCGAUGAAUUUGUUCUUAAUAAUCGCUGUUCAACUCUCAUUUCCACCAGCAAUUCAGAUUUUAAUAUUUUUUAUCUUCCUCUUUAAGAAUUAGAUUCUAAGUUUUUUUUCUGUCUAAUAAAUAUUAGUUUACGACCCUAAAUGUGUAUAUUUUUAAAUCUUAUUUUUUAAUAACUGUAAUAAAAUAUUCCCUGUAGAUAGUUAAAUGCGAAAUGCAUUCCAAGAAGCUGUCUUGCUCUAACAAGAGAACCCUCACCAACUAAUAGAAUUUGACGAUUCCCCUGUACAUAGGAGCAGGUAAAAGAAUUGAGUAAAUGUUGUACAAAAUUAUUUAUAUUUGGACACCUUUAAAUACCUCUUUUUGGCAAGGGAUUAUAAUAAUGCACAAUUUUGUAUUCAAUCCUUGUAUACGAAACUUUAUUAAAGGUGUACAAAAUAAAAUGAUUCAAAACUAUUACUUUAUCCUAUGCUCUAUUAUGAUCUACAAAAUAAAAUUUGAAUUUAUAUAAUAGUUGGGUACAGAAAAAAUAGUCAUUUUUUAGACUUAUGGCUAUUUUAUUUUUAUAAAAUGCAGAACUUUCAAAUUAAUUAAAAUUUUUCAGUAGGUAGUCAAUGUUAAGUUACUCAAUUUGGCUGAUAAAUUUUUCAGCCACAAAAAAGUAUGCUGGCUUAUAUAUAAAAUCCGCCAUUUCUUUAUACGACAAUAUUGGAGGGGAUUACUUUCCUUUAUAAACAUUUUUUAGUUCUCAAAUUUUGUGAGUGACAUUGCAUGAUAUUCUCACGUGCUAAAUUUAAGAGCAAGUACUUGUAAUUUAUAAUGUGAUUAAUUUGUCAAAGGAACACUUAUUAUUCUAAAUAUGAUAUUCCUGACAGUUAAAAAAGUUUCUGUUAAUUUAUUGAUUUAUUUUACAAUAAAAUUGUUAUCUAACUUGCUUUGCAUGA